This is a messenger RNA of Myotis daubentonii (Daubenton's bat), 5551 nucleotides long. RefSeq names its product Rho guanine nucleotide exchange factor 5 (gene ARHGEF5). Gene Ontology annotation, molecular function: guanyl-nucleotide exchange factor activity; protein binding. Gene Ontology annotation, biological process: intracellular signal transduction; activation of GTPase activity. NCBI's taxonomy places the organism in Eukaryota, Metazoa, Chordata, Mammalia, Chiroptera, Vespertilionidae. The record is from RefSeq and is a predicted model, not a curated record. Gene Ontology annotation, cellular component: nucleus; cytoplasm.
GGAGAACCAGGUCCCUCCCUCCGGCCGGGCGGGGAGGGGCGGGCGCGGGCGCGGGUGGGGCGGCUGUGGCGUCCAGGGCCUGUGCUGGGGACGGCCGGCCGGCGCCUGGGACCCGGAGGGACUCUGGUGCCGGGACAGCAUGUGACACUGCCCAGGAUUCAGCCCCGAUGGAGGCUGCGGAGCCGCGGAGUGGAGCACCGGCUCCCAUUCCUGCUGUAGCAGAAUUCAGUGUCAUCCCUGAAGCUCUCGUGAGAAGCAGCCAGCCCCCUGCCGUGGGGCCCAAAGCACAAGAAGGCCGGGACCCAUCCUAUACGUGGGCAGAGGAAAGCAGACUCUGGGAGACCCAGCGGAGAGAUUUAAGAGAUGUGAAUGACUGUGCAACUGAGAGUAUGACCUCCUUCCCCCAGGAGGCCCCUUUGGAUGUGGAGACCAAGCAGGAAAACCUUAUGGCCGAGGCCUGGGACACCCCAGAGUGCCAGGAGGCAGUGCCCGCGAGCCUGGCAGACAGACAGGCAAGGACACCAGCUCCUCCAGAGCACUGGGCCUGCCCUGUCCAGGGUAAACAUCUGGGCAUGGCCCCACUAGGCAGCGAGCUGCGCAGCCGCAUGGAGGUGGAACUCGGACCAGAAUUCCCUUCGCUGACGGUGGGGGCUGGACAAGCAGCAGAGAAAGAGGAGCCUUCUCCAGAUGCCUCUGCCCGGGCCAGACGCUCGUCUUCCUGUGAAGAGCACCUUGUAGGGACCAGCGCCCUGCGGGACCCUGGAAGGGGGACUGCCAGGCAGGGCGAGGAGCUGCAGGAAAGUCAAGGGAAAGAAAGGCUUUUGUGUCCCCGGGAGGCCAAGGGGCUGGAGGUGCAGGGACAAGAAGAGGGGGAAGUCCUGGGGGAGGCUGUGUGUUCUGAGGGGCUUCUGGGGGAGCAGGAACAGAUGGGGGAGCAGGUUAAUGGCACACAGGGAGGACAGAGGCAAAAACAGGGACAGAUGCAAGAUGAUAUGGUGCUUGCAAAACAAGGAGAAAGGGAGGAGCCUAAUGAGAAAUCAGGAGGUGUGAAUUGUGAUGAGUGGGAGGGGAGGACUCGGGGCCAGGAAGAUCUGGAAGUGGGUGAACAGAGGAAGAGGGAGUUGAAGGGGCCUGAGGAGAGUAGGAUGGGUGCUCAGUACCAGGAGUAUCAAAGCUUAGCCAGGAGGUCAGUGAACGUACCUGGAAGGCAAGAUCAAGAUCUGCCAGGGACACUGAUGCCAGAGGAGGAGGAAGAGGAGGCAGAAGAUUGGGAUGGGGCCACACUGGGGGGAGUGCGAGGAGAGAGGAUUGCAGAGGAGGGGGAAGAGCAUGAUGGUCUUCCCCCACUAGCCCCCAAGGUUUAUUCUCCCUGUGACUUGUUCCCAGAUGCUUGUAAUGCCAGGAUUCCUGGUUCUCAGACAGAGUUUAGGGGUGAGGAGCUUUGUCCCAUAGCUCAGACUCCCACCCUGGAGCCAAUAGGAUGUAACUGUCAGUCCAAUCCUUCACCUCGCUUCUUUCCUGCUGGGGGGCCACCUGCUCAAGAAAUAGCUCGGGACCCCCAGCCAGAGGGUUCCCAGUUGGGGACAGGGACAGCAUCCAGUGGGAGGCCCCACGUGGCCUCUGCUGGUGCACCUGAAACUUCUCCAAACUCAUCAGAUUCAGCUCCCUCCCCAUUUGCUGAAGUCUCCCCCAGCAGAGCCGCCUUGCUGGCUGCCAGCCCCCCAAUUGCCAUCCCCAGGACAAAGGCCUCUCUGGCUGCAUAUUCUCCAGAAACCACCAGAGCCUCUUUCUCCACUGACAUCCCAUCUGCCUGUGGGGCUUCUGAGACUCUCCUGGCAGCCCUCCCCGGCUCCCCCUCUUCAGAGGCUACCGUGGACCCACAUGGAAGCUCCAAUGGGGCCAUUCCUCAGAGCCCCCUAGCUGACUUCACAGGGGCCAUCCAGCACCUAUUGAGCAGCUCUUUCCCGGGCUCUCACAGGACACAGCUGGCUCCGGACCUGGUGGGACGAUCACUUUCCUUCUCUCAUUCAGGGUUGCCUCAGAGACCUCCCAAAGCUGCCAUCCAUGGCUCUGUGAACCCAAGAAGGGACAGGAGAAGCAGUAGAGACUGCAGCGUUAUUCCAGAAUUCCCUAGUUCAUUGUCCACUCUGGGGCAUGACUCUGGAGACUUUACCUCUGAUCCACACAGGCCCAGCAGUCCCCACAGCAGCCAGCCAUGGGGCUCCCCACAUAAUUCAUCCUUUACCCCAGGGUCUCCCAUAUAUGGCUCUUCACCUGUCUUCAUAGAUACCAGACUUCAUGAACCUCCACCUCCUGCUCCUCCAAAGAAGAGGCACGUCCACGCCUCCGCGGUGGAGAGAGACGGCCAUCCCAGUGCAGCGGUCCCCACACUGAGGCACUGUAGCUACCCUCCAUUGGCCCUAAGUUCAGGGCUGUGUGGCCCCCCCAAAGUUCCACUUCCUGAAAUUCCUGACCCCCAUGUGGCAAGGCAGUACCGACCUCUGCCCUCUACCCCAGAUGAUUCCCACCAUAGUCGGACUUCUUCCUCCCCAAGGCUGAGAUACAACAAGCCAUUACCCCCAACUCCUGAUUUGUUUCAGCCCCACCAUUCUCCCGUUUCUCAUAAUAGUCCAAGGAUCUACAGGCCUCUACCCCCUGUCCCUGUCAUAAAUCCCCUCACCGAACCACCACCAUUACCCCCGAAGGCCAGAGGGAGGAACAAGAGCCUUCAGGGAGCACUCAUGAAUUCAGGGGGUCAAGCCAAGCCCAGGCCUGUUGGUCAAGAGUGGGCAGUCUCCAGUCCCCACUCUGGAGGACGUACUUCCUGGCCCCCAGCCAUGGGCAGAUCAACAGACUCUUUGGCUUCCGCCAGUAGGAGAAAGAGUGAAGUAUCCCCUGACAUAGCUUUCAGCAACAUGACGAGCCUUCUGAGUCCCUCUUCCCCAGACACCCCCUGGACUAUGGGUCUCCAGGAACCCACCUCUGCACCAGGGCUCUCAGAAGAGUCAGAGGCCCCUGCCAAAGGAUCUUUAAGAAGAACAGACCCUCAGGAAGGAGCCAGUAGCCUGAGGAGGUCGGAUAUAGGUCGAACAAGGCAGCCUGAAAAACCCAGCCAUCCCCACCUGGAGAAGGCAUCCAGCUGGCCCCACAGGCGGGACUCAGGGAGACCACCACAGGGCAGUGGUGAACAGGCUGCCAUCUCUGGUGAGGGCUCCAGUAAGCACAAGGGCUGGCAUCGGCAAGGCCUGCGCAGACCUUCCAUCUUACCUGAGGGCUCUUCAGAUUCAAGAGGCCCAGCCACGGAAAAGCCCCCUGGCCCUUCAGACUCCAUUGUUUUUCGGGAGAAAAAGCCAAAGGAGGUGAUGGGAGGCUUUUCAAGACGCUGCUCAAAGCUCAUCAACUCCUCCCAGCUGCUUUACCAGGAGUACAGCGAUGUGGUUCUAAACAAGGAGAUUCAGAGCCAGCAGCGGCUGGACAGCUUGGCAGAGGCCUCUGGGCCCGCCUCCCCCCGGCAGCCCCGAAAGGCCCUGGUGUCCUCAGAGUCUUACCUGCAGCGCCUCUCCAUGGCCUCCAGGAGCUCCCUCUGGCAGGAGAUCCCUGUGGUGCGCAAUAGCACUGUGCUGCUCUCCAUGACCCAUGAAGACCAAAAACUGCAAGAGGCCAAAUUUGAGCUGAUUGUGUCAGAGGCUUCCUACCUGCGCAGCCUGAACAUAGCUGUGGAUCACUUCCAGCAUUCACCCCAGCUCCGGGCUAUCCUUUCCAACCAAGACCAGCAGUGGCUCUUUUCUCGUCUACAGGACGUGCGUGAUGUCAGUGCCACGUUCCUUUCAGACUUGGAGGAGAACUUUGAGAACAACAUCUUCACCUUCCACGUGUGUGAUGUAGUCCUGAACCAUGCCUCCCACUUCCGCCGGGUCUACCUGCCUUAUGUCACCAACCAGACCUACCAGGAACGCACCUUCCAAACUCUGCUGAGCACCAACAGCAGCUUCCGCGAGGUCCUAGAGAGGCUGGAGAGUGACCCUGUCUGCCAGCGCCUGUCCCUCAAGUCCUUUCUGAUCCUGCCAUUCCAGCGCAUCACCCGUCUCAAACUGCUGCUCCAGAACAUUCUGAAGAGAACACAGCCUGGCUCCUCAGAGGAAGCAGAGGCCACAAAGGCGCACCAUGCUCUGGAGGAGCUGAUCCGAGACUGCAAUAACAACGUCCAGAGAAUGCGCCGGACGGAGGAGCUCAUCUACCUGAGCCAGAAGAUUGAGUUUGAAUGCAAGAUAUUCCCGCUCAUUUCACAGUCACGCUGGCUGGUGAAGAGUGGCGAGCUGGCUGCCCUGGAGUCCAGUGUCUCUCCAGGGCUGCGAAGGAAACUGAACACACGUCCAGUCCACCUGCAUCUCUUCAAUGACUGUCUGUUGCUGUCUCGGCCCCGAGAGUCAGUGAUUGGAAUGGGAGGACAGAGCACAAGAGGAAAAUGGGAGAGGGGUGGCCGAUUCCUGGUGUUUGACCAUGCUCCCUUCUCCUCUAUUCGGGGAGAAAAGUGUGAAAUGAAGCUACAUGGACCUCACAAAAACCUCUUCCGACUCUUCCUGCUGCACAACACGCAGGGCACCCAGGCCGAGUUCCUCUUCAGCACGGAGACUCAAAGUGAAAAGCUUCGAUGGAUCUCUGCCUUGGCCAUGCCCAGAGAGGAGUUGGACCUUCUGGAGUGUUAUGAUUCCCCACAAGUGCAGUGCCUUCGAGCCUACAAACCUCGAGAGAAUGAUGAGUUGGCUUUGGAGAAAGCAGACGUGGUGAUGGUGACUCAACAAAGCAGUGAUGGCUGGCUGGAGGGCAUGAGACUCUCAGAUGGGGAGCGAGGCUGGUUUCCUGUGCACCAGGUGGAGUUCAUUUCCAACCCAGAGGUUCGUGCACGGAACCUGAAGGAAGCCCAGCGAGUCAAGACGGCCAAACUACAGCUGGUAGAACAACAGACCUAGCUAUUCUCUGGAAGGACUCCCCUGAGCUUAAGGACAAGUUGUUCUUGGAGAGGGCUGGCCCUACAACCCUGCAACAGAGGCCUUCUGUGGACCAAGAACUAGACCUUCUGAGAGCCCAAGAACAAAAUCCAACUACCAAUCACUAGACCCCACCUCCCACCCCCCACUCCCCGCCUCCUUUUUUGUGCUUUGUGCUUGGUUGGGGAUUUUGAGGGACUUUGCGCCGGACUCUGGAAACUUGUUCUCAUAGGAAAAGGAUCCAGUGGGGCCUACACCAAGGAACUAUCCUUCUUCUACCAUAUAGUACUUAAACAUUCUCUUCCAGUGUGCAGAUUCAGAGCUGGCCAGAGUGUCCAUCGUGGCUGUGGUAAACAGAAUCUGACCACAGUCCACUGAAGGGAGAUGUUUAAGAGGGAUUAACAUGUCAGCUGGGAGGGUCAACCUGGUGACCUCUAAGGUAUCUUCCAACUAUAACAAUUUUCCAUGAUUGUCGGUAUGAGGUAGUGCAUGCAACUCUGGGAUCUACUGGUGGCGAUGUGAGGGGGAUUCUCUCUCACUCUAAUAAACUUGGCACUACUCGA